Messenger RNA from Photinus pyralis (common eastern firefly), 706 nucleotides. RefSeq lists its product as uncharacterized. The coding region runs from base 63 to 653 and encodes 196 amino acids. The record is from RefSeq and is a predicted model, not a curated record. NCBI's taxonomy places the organism in Eukaryota, Metazoa, Arthropoda, Insecta, Coleoptera, Lampyridae. The transcript has 3 exons.
UUUUCACAAUUUGGACCGGCUCUUGCACCACGAUGACAUAAUGCCAUUUAGUUUACCAGCUAAUGCUUUCAACCUCAUUUGAAUCAAGCAAAGCAAUGAUACUAAGUGCGGGGAUUUUACUUCUUGUUGGCAUCGUAAACUGUGUUCCUUUCAAACCGUACGAGUUCAACGCGGCACCCCCAGGUUACUACUGGAGAGAGUACGACGGAAAAAUACCAGCCGACGCAUUCCCCGGCGGCAGUGACAAGGAUGAACUUCUCACAUACAUUGGCCAGAUCUACCUGAAAGAUUACGGACUGUUGCCGGCAACCAUAACUCCAGGAUCAACUUUCGCGGUCUCCUCGUCGCAGGGCAAGACGAUACAGACCGACAAAGAUGUCAAGAUACUCUGCAGCGUGGACCAGCAUAUGUUUAGGUGGGUGGUGAGCAAGAUUGGAAACGAGCACUUGUUUAAAGCCGACUGUCCAUUAGUAAACGGCGGUUCGGAAGCCAAUCAAAUCAUACACAUCGGACGGGUAAUGCACGAAGGAGCGACUAUAAUCGGAAGAGUUUUCAGUUACUGGGAGAUUUACAAAGGGUUGUGGAUACCGCAUAAUGGACAACAGAAGCACUUUGAUUCUUACGAAAUUUUAACCUUCAAUUGUCAGAGAUAGGUUACGAAUAAAUAAUUUCUUACGUUAUGCGGACUUGCCGUAAAUUAAACCGA